UGUAUUUCAAUGUUCUUAAAAUAAAUGUCUUACAUUAAUAUUGCAUCAUUAAAAAUUAUAAAUACUUUAUGUCUCGUGCAUCGCACGGGUACUAUACUAGUAAUAUAUAAUAUAACGUAUAAUUAUGCCAAAACUGGCAAAGGAUAGGAAGGGUGCAUACAUCAUAUACCCUAGGAAAGGGGAGAUUUGGGCCCUUUUCAGAGGGUGGGAUGUCGGCUGGAGCUCCCAGCCUGAAAAACACCAGCACUUCAAUUAUGAAGUCGUGGAGGUUCUUUCUGAUUAUGUUGAUGAUGUGGGGAUUAGAGUUGGAUACUUGAAUAAGCUGGAUGGAUAUGUCUCUCUCUUUCAGGGUGGGACUGAUUUGUCUGGUUCAUCUUUCUUCAUAAAGCAGAAUGAGAUUUACAGAUUGUCCCACAGAAUUCCCUCUUUCAGAUUGUCUGGAACUGAGAGAGAAGGUGUGCCAGCUGGGGCUUUUGAACUUGACCUUGCUUCUUUACCUGAAAAUCCUGAUGACCUUUGGUAUCCUCUCAAAGGCAUGGUGAGCAGAAGCAGUAAACUGAGGACUCCUAGCAAGGUUGGCACAUGUAGCUCCUCCAUUGACCCCAAAGAAGUUAAUGUUGUUGAGGACUUUGAGAUGGCAAAGGCCAGAAAAUCACCAAGGCCCAUAAAUGUUACCAAGAAGAAAUGAAAAGCAAUCCAUUUAUCUAUUGUAGCCAAGGUUAUCUGUGUGACAUCAGUUCAGAAUUCUAACUCCUUAGAAAUGGCGGUGGUGGUGGUAAGAGUUUGAAACUUAACUCAUCGUGAUCAUGCAAAAUAUGCUUGUUAGACCGAAUGUUAUCUUAUGUUGGGGUUGAUGUGCAGUAAACUGUUUAACUGGUUGGAUUCUAGCUAGCUAGCUAGCUUGCUAGAUAGAUGUAUUAUGUGUAUCAGUGUAUGUCUUUUGCUUUUAGGACAUGUGCUUUUAUUUUCAUGCCUUGUAAUGUCACUAUGGGAAAUUUGAUUUUUAACCCU
Cuscuta europaea is the source of this 1011-nucleotide messenger RNA. NCBI's taxonomy places the organism in Eukaryota, Viridiplantae, Streptophyta, Magnoliopsida, Solanales, Convolvulaceae. The record is from the annotation of a GenBank genome assembly.